This is a messenger RNA of Pteropus alecto (black flying fox), 528 nucleotides long. RefSeq names its product platelet basic protein-like. Gene Ontology annotation, cellular component: extracellular region. The transcript is spliced from 4 exons. The record is from RefSeq and is a predicted model, not a curated record. Gene Ontology annotation, molecular function: CXCR chemokine receptor binding; chemokine activity. NCBI's taxonomy places the organism in Eukaryota, Metazoa, Chordata, Mammalia, Chiroptera, Pteropodidae. Bases 1 to 528 code for a protein of 175 amino acids. Gene Ontology annotation, biological process: cellular response to lipopolysaccharide; chemokine-mediated signaling pathway; inflammatory response.
AUGACGUAUCAUGGUUUCAGGAAUAGGGGAGAGGAGGAAAGAGGAAGAGACGAAAGGGGGAGGAGGUCUCCUGGCUCUGGGAACAACUCCACCUCAGUUCUUGCCACCAUAAGCCUCAGGUCCGAUGUUACCUCCUCCUGUGCAAGCUCACUUCAUGUCUUACAGGUGCUGCUGCUGCUGCUGUCACUACUCCUGGCUAUGAUGGUGCCCCCCACCAUGGGAAAAAGUAAGAGAAACUUAGGGAAAGCUAAAGAUGAAAGUGUGGACUACGAGUGGUAUACUGAACUUCUCUGCACGUGUGUAAAGAUCAUCUCUGGCAUUCAUCCCAGUAACAUCCAAAAUUUGAAGGUGAUCAGUCCAGGACAUCAUUGCCCCAAAGUUGAAGUGAUAGCCAACCUGAAGAAUGGGAAGGAACUCUGCUUGGACCCAGAUGCUCCCAAAAUCAAGAAAAUAAUCCAGAAAAUUAUGGAAAGUGAUGGGUCUGCUGCUUUACCUAUACAUUUUCUGCCAAACUUUUUUAUCUCCUAA